Molecule: messenger RNA, 1905 nt
Organism: Musa acuminata subsp. malaccensis (wild Malaysian banana)
Lineage: Eukaryota; Viridiplantae; Streptophyta; Magnoliopsida; Zingiberales; Musaceae
Product: protein DETOXIFICATION 40
Biological process (GO): xenobiotic detoxification by transmembrane export across the plasma membrane
Cellular component (GO): membrane
Molecular function (GO): xenobiotic transmembrane transporter activity; antiporter activity
Source: RefSeq, a predicted model, not a curated record
UGACAGUGAAAGAGAAACAAUAAAGAAGGCCUGGUCUUAUUCGAGGAUUCCACCAUUAAUCUUGGUGGACAGGCAGAGGAAGACCACAUCCUCAUCGGAUGAUGAAUAUGUAGCUUGGGCGGCUCUGCUGCUUCCCUGGAAAAGCUCUCCUCCCUUCUCUACCGACUUCCAUGGCUGCCGAAAGCGGGGCCAGCCAGAAGCUGGAGAGCAUCCUGAGCGAUAACUCCAUCCCCUGGGCUCGCCGCAUAUGGAUGGCCUCCCUGGUCGAGAUGAAGCUGCUCGUCUACCUCGCCGCCCCCGCCGUGAUGGUUUACAUGCUCAACUAUGUCAUGUCCAUGUCCACCCAGAUCUUCUCCGGCCAUCUCGGCAACCUCGAGCUCGCCGCCGCCUCCCUCGGCAACACCGGCAUCCAAAUCUUCGCCUAUGGCCUGAUGCUAGGGAUGGGGAGUGCUGUGGAGACACUAUGCGGACAGGCGUACGGCGCCCACAAGUACGAGAUGCUCGGGGUAUACCUGCAGCGGUCGACGGUGCUCCUCAUGGCCACCGGCGUGCCGCUGGCCGCGAUCUACGCCCUAUCGAGGCCGAUCCUUGUGCUGCUGGGUGAGUCGCCGGAGAUCGCCAAGGCGGCGUCCAUCUUCGUCUACGGGCUGAUCCCGCAGAUCUUCGCGUACGCCGCCAACUUCCCCAUCCAGAAGUUCCUGCAGGCGCAGAGCAUCGUGGCGCCGAGCGCCUACAUCUCGGCGGCGACGCUGGUGGUGCACCUGCUCCUCAGCUGGGUGGUGGUGUACAAGAUCGGCCUAGGACUGUUGGGGGCCUCGCUGGCGCUGAGCCUGUCGUGGUGGAUCAUCGUGGGUGCUCAGUUCGUGUACAUCUCCUCCAGCAGCCGAUGCCACUUCACGUGGACCGGGUUCACCUGGCAGGCCUUCUCCGGCCUUCCGGAGUUCUUCCGGCUGUCCAUAGCCUCCGCGGUGAUGCUGUGUUUGGAGGCCUGGUACUUCCAGAUCCUGGUUCUCAUCGCUGGACUUUUGGAUAACCCUGAACUCGCCCUUGAUUCCCUAUCCGUGUGUAUGACGCUUUCAGGUUGGAUUUUUAUGAUAUCUGUUGGAUUCAAUGCCGCCGCGAGUGUGCGGGUAAGCAAUGAGCUCGGUGCUGGUAAUCCGAAGUCGGCGGCAUUCUCGGUGGUCGUUGUGACGGUGAUGUCCUUCAUAGUAUCUGUUAUCGCCGCCAUCAUCAUCCUUUGCCUUCGAGACUACAUCAGCUAUGCCUUCACCGACGGCGAGGUCGUCGCCCGCGCCGUCUCCGAUCUCUGUCCCUUGCUCGCCACCACCCUCAUUCUCAAUGGCAUCCAACCUGUUCUAUCCGGUGUGGCUGUCGGCUGCGGAUGGCAAGCUUUUGUGGCAUACGUCAACGUCGGCUGCUAUUAUAUAAUUGGCGUUCCGUUUGGGUCUCUUCUCGGCUUCAAGUUUGGGUUGGGGGCAAAGGGAAUUUGGGGAGGAAUGAUUGGAGGGACCUUCAUGCAGACUCUCAUUCUUCUGUGGGUCACUUUCCGAACUGAUUGGAACAAGGAGGUGGAAGAGGCCAAGAAGAGAUUGAACAAGUGGGAGGACAAGAAGGAACCCCUUCUCUCCUAAAGGUGAAAGCAAUGCUUGGACACCUGCUGAUCUCUGCUGAUUCGGUUCGCAGUCUUGCAUUGGAUAGAAAUGGAAGAGGUUUGCAUAAGAGAUGAAAAGGUCCUUGAAAUCUACCCAUAAAGAGGGAGAGAGAGAGAGAGAGAGAGAUGCAAGAUUAUUUUGUAGUCAUUAUUAUAUAUUUUUUGUCUCUCAAGUCUUAUUGCAAGCAAGGAUAUCCGGCUAUCAUGGCCUGUCAUUUGUUCUUUCUAUAAAAUUGAAGUGUUUCACGUAUUCA